Molecule: messenger RNA, 822 nt
Organism: Vicia faba (fava bean)
Lineage: Eukaryota; Viridiplantae; Streptophyta; Magnoliopsida; Fabales; Fabaceae
Source: the annotation of a GenBank genome assembly
AUGGAUACUGCAGCAGGUCCAAGUCUCUAUCCAUUGCAUCAGAGCAAAACUAUUCACCUGGUUAGGCAUGCCCAAGGGGUUCAUAAUGUAGAAGGAGAAAAGAACCAUGAUGCUUACUUAUCUUAUGAUUAUUUUGAUGCAAACCUAACCCCUCUUGGAUGGAAGCAGGUUGAAAAUCUGCAAAAGCAUGUGAAGGAUAAUGAACUUCCCAGAAAAAUUGAACUAGUUGUGGUUUCCCCAUUGUUAAGGACAAUGCAAACAGCUGUUGGAGUCUUUGGUGGGGAAGCAUACACUGAUGGAAUUAAUGAACCUCCUCUGAUGAUUGAAAAUGUGGGACACAGUGAUCAUCCUGCUGUUUCUUCUCUGAACUGCCCACCAUUUAUUGCAGUAGAGCUUUGCCGGGAGCAAAUGGGACUCCAUCCUUGUGAUAAGAGAAGAACUGUCACCGAGUACCAACACAUGUUUCCCGGAAUUGAUUUUUCAUUGAUUGAAACCGACGAGGACACUUGGUGGAAACCUGAAAGAGAGAAGAAAGAAGAAGUUACUGGUAGAGGACUCAAGUUUUUGGAAUGGUUGUGCACACUUAAAGAGAAGGAGAUAGCUGUUGUUACCCAUAGCAGUUUUCUGUUUAAUACCCUCAGUGCUUUUGGAAAUGACUGUCACCCAAAUAUUAAGACUGAAAUGUGCAAACGCUUUGCUAAUUGUGAACUACGCUCCAUGGUUAUUGUAGAUAAAGGUAUGAUUGGAUCUAAUAAUUCAACCACCAACUAUCCUGGCAAAAUUCCUCAUGGUCUGGAUCUUCCUAGUGAUGCUACUGACUAA